This is a messenger RNA of Penicillium angulare, 1278 nucleotides long. RefSeq lists its product as uncharacterized. The transcript is spliced from 2 exons. Bases 1 to 1278 code for a protein of 425 amino acids. Lineage: Eukaryota; Fungi; Ascomycota; Eurotiomycetes; Eurotiales; Aspergillaceae. The record is from RefSeq and is a predicted model, not a curated record.
AUGGCCACCGCCCUAUCAUCUAGGGCGCUCCUAUGGGCGACCAUCUUGGCAGUCCUAGCCCCUUACUGUUUUGCAUUCUCGUACAAUGCGGCUGAAUAUGGAGAAGUCCAGGUGACGGACAACAGGGACAUUUACUCUGGAGAGCAAGCAGCUAUGAUAGAUGGAGAUGAAAGCGAGGAAGGAGAGGCCCAUGGCGACAUCGAAGUACCUGAUGGUUCUGUGUUCACGUCAUUCCCCGUUAAUGAGAAUGGCACCGAGGAAGUCGCAGGCUUCAUCUCAAAGGACAUAGACAACAGCACAAUCGAGCAUCUCUACAUUGUCCUUCAUGGGAAGCUAAGAAAUGGAAACACGUACUGGAAGACCUUCCACGACGCCAUCAAAUACGCCAAAGAAGAUAACUUCCCCGGUACCGAUCGCAAAAUGGGAGUGCUAGCCCCGCAAUUCUUCUCGACAAAAUACAACUCUGGCCAGUACAAUAAAAACCAGCUUGGGUGGGAAGAUUUGAACGCCUGGGAGCCAGGUGCCCAAGCUAAUCAUCCUAAAAACACAACCCUUACCACAUUCGAUGUCAUAGACGGUCUCGUCAGGCUCCACUCGAACAAGGACAAAUAUCCGAGUCUGAAGAACGUCACUGUUGUCGGUCAUGGUGGCGGUGGUCAGCUUGCCCAACGGUACUCAGUUCUCGCUAGCAACCCCCCUGACAAUGUCCAUGUUCGAUACAUCCACGGUGACCCAUCUUCGUGUAUGUACUUCACCGAAGACCGGCCUACUAUGUCAGACCCCGAUGCCUCAACGAACUCCUGCUCCAACUACAAUGUCUGGAGAUAUGGUUUCGACAAGUUCCCCGGCACUAAACAGGGCCUGACGUCAAAGGAAUAUUUCACCCAGUACCUCAAGCGAGAUGUUAUAUCGAUCGUGGGACUUCAGGACACUGGCAGAGGUGGUGAUACUAGUUGCAUGGCGAGAUUACAAGGAGGCAUUAACCGACGUACUCGCAACUUGGUUUGGUUCCGGUACAUCAACACUCUUGCACGCACGAAUGAGAACCUGGACGGGUUCCCUGGUUCGUUCGAUGAUCUUCCUGAUUGGAGUGACGAAGUGGGUGGAAACAGCCAUGUACGACUCGUUGUCGUUGAAGAUGCGGAUCAUAAUGCGACGCAAGUCUUCUUAGGAGAUCUUGGGCGGGAGGCACUCUUCCACGAUGGCGAUGUCGACGAAGGUUGGCGCCCUGAUGAUGAUGACGACGAUGAUGACGACUCGGACGAUGACAGCAACUAG